Molecule: messenger RNA, 2414 nt
Organism: Melanotaenia boesemani (Boeseman's rainbowfish)
Lineage: Eukaryota; Metazoa; Chordata; Actinopteri; Atheriniformes; Melanotaeniidae
Gene: adad1
Product: adenosine deaminase domain containing 1 (testis-specific)
Exons: 14
Coding region: 206-1891 (561 amino acids)
Biological process (GO): adenosine to inosine editing; RNA processing
Cellular component (GO): nucleolus; cytoplasm
Molecular function (GO): double-stranded RNA binding; double-stranded RNA adenosine deaminase activity; tRNA-specific adenosine deaminase activity
Source: RefSeq, a predicted model, not a curated record
CCGGUACAGAAACGGCUACUGCGAGAGUGUGGCAGGCCGUUUGUCGUAUUUGGACCUCGGCGUCGCUCCGACCAAGAGCAGUGCACUGCGUUCAGUUCGUCAGAGCUCCAGAACGUUAUGAACAUUUGAAAAAUAAACGCACAUUCGAAGCACACUUGAGAAGACAAGGGCGCAACAUCCAUUUUACUGGACUGAAGCUUGCAGGAUGUUUCCAGCUGGUGGAUCUAGAGGAGCCUGUUUUGCACAAAUCCUCCAGAAGAAUUUGCCAACAGCACCGGAAAUGAACCAGUCAUACAGACCAUCAACUACUUCAAAUAGCCCCAGUAAACAUGAUUCUGACAAACAAGAAAAAGGGUCAUUCAGACCUGGUUCUUUUGCCAAGCCAAAUGAUUUGCCCAAAAUAUUGAUAGACAGGUACAAGAAUGGUGAAACUAAUGCAACAGCUCUGCUCCAUCAGCUCGCCCAGAAUUUACAGUUCCAUCUAGAAGUUAAGGAAACAGUAACCACAGGAAAUGUACCAGGGUUUUAUUUUGCCUUUUGUGUGGUGAUUGAUGGGAUUAAAUACAAGACUGGCAUGGGAACAACAAAGAAGGAGGCUCGCCUCAAAGCAGCAGAGCUUGCACUGGAGGACUUGCUACCCACCUUGGAAAGUCUGAAGUCUGUUCUUCCAGAGGCAUCAGAUGUCCUUCCGCACCUGCCAGUAAAAGAGAAGCCCACCAUGUCUGACAUCCAUCCUUGUCGAGCUAUUUAUGAGAGGAGGAAUUCUCCAAUCAACCUCCAGAUUCCAAAUGCUGUCAGGGAUCAACUAACUAAACUGAUGAACAGCUACCCUGAGUUCUCCAACUGUGCAGACACUACAGCAGCAUUCAUUGUUCAGACUUCCACUGGAUGUGAGGUCAUUGCUCUUGGUACAGGGAGCUUCAAUACAAAAGAGUCUGUCUCAUCGAAUGGACGGCUUGUGCAUGAUUCGCAUGCAGUUGUGACUGCAAGAAGAUCUCUUAUGAGGUAUCUGUAUCGGCACCUGCUGAUGUUUUUCAGCAAAAAUGCCAGUUUGACUGAGAAGUCGAUCUUUCAGCUUAAUGGCAGCGGAAAUCUUCUCAGCCUGAAAAGUGGCAUUACCCUUCACCUCUAUAUGAACCAACUUCCAAAGGGAGCUGCUGAGAUUCCUUCUACCUUACGCCUGAACCCUCUCUCUAUUUCUGCUUGGCAUGUCAACAAUGAGAUCAGCCUACAUGUGUCAGUUGAGGGCAAGGUGUUCUCAGUUUUGUCAUCAGCCUUUGACCAGUCUGCCUGCAAGCUGGUCAGUAUGUCGACCACAGACAAGAUCACUCAGUGGCAGGUGCUAGGGUACCAGGGAGCACUACUAAGCCACUUUAUCGAGCCCAUCUAUGUUCAAAGCAUUCUCAUAGGUGACUCUUGCUGUGAAGACACCCGUGGUAUGGAGAUGUCUGUGAGCCAGCGUGUGGAGGGAAUCACCGCUCAGCUGCCCAUGUUCUACUGCUUGAUGAGGCCCCAAAUAAGCCUGGUUCCUUCAGUAGCCACCUACAAACCAGGCACAAGCCAUCUGACACGAGCUAUCAACUGGAGUGAAGGAGACAGCUCUCCGGAAGUUGUGGAUGGUCUCGAGGGCAAGACUGUAGAAGAAUCUCCAUUUAAGAGUGGCUCUGCUCUGGCAAGUCGGCUGUGCAAAGCAGCAAUGCUGCAUCGCUUCAAGUUGGUUGCCAAAGAGGCCAAGAGACAGGAUCUGCUGGCCACCAGCUCCUACAGAGAAGCAAAGAGGAUGGCAAAGCCAUACCAGGAGGCCAAGAGCAUGCUGCGAGCAUACCUGUAUCAGCAGGGUUUUGGUUCCUGGCUGGAAAAGGUAUCGAUUAGUGACAACUUCAGUAUGUGAAUAAAGAAUUUGAAAGUCAGAUUUUGUUUGCAAGAACUUGGAGCUGUGGUAUUUGGUUUAAAAUCAAUCCAUGUUCAUGGUUUUGGAGUAGUUCUGUUAAGAUGUGUGAGGACAAGUAACAUUUGCUUCCAAGCUCCUUUCUGUUUUCUUUCUGAAGGCCAUAAGUCUUUAUCAUAGCAAUAAUUCCACCUACUUUAGUUCAUAUUUAAUAAUUUCCAUACUCAGUCUAUGGUAAUAAGAAUGUGUAUUCUUUAUAGUUCAACGCUUUAAACAGUAUUCUCUGUUGUUAGGAAAUUACAGUGUUCAGUGUGUAGUCAUACUAGUUUUCAUCAUUGGCUUUAAGUUCCUGAAUGCUUUAUUGCAUAUAUGGAGGGUAUGUUAACUUUUUAUAAAAUACGUUAGUUCUAGUUACAUUGCAUUUUCAUAUCUUUGGGAAAAAUUCAGCAGUUUGAUUUAUUACUGGACAGUGCAAUAUUUGAACUUGCACACAAAAACAGAAAAAUAAAACAAAUAUUUAAAGAGA